Messenger RNA from Cydia strobilella, 3768 nucleotides. RefSeq names its product cGMP-specific 3',5'-cyclic phosphodiesterase-like. The transcript has 20 exons. Bases 527 to 3751 code for a protein of 1074 amino acids. Gene Ontology annotation, molecular function: 3',5'-cyclic-nucleotide phosphodiesterase activity; protein binding. The record is from RefSeq and is a predicted model, not a curated record. NCBI's taxonomy places the organism in Eukaryota, Metazoa, Arthropoda, Insecta, Lepidoptera, Tortricidae. Gene Ontology annotation, biological process: signal transduction.
AGAUCCUCGAAUCCUAGGUACCCAUUUAGAACUGUUGACAUUCUACAUCACGUAUUCUAUGGCCUGAGCCUGGGCGGGCGGCGAGGCGGAGGGGGGAGGGACACGCGAUUGGCCCGGCACACCUCAACCGAGCCUUCAGUCUGCACCCGACCGCCGCGGAGCGCGCACGUCGCUCGUCCCGCCGACCGUACUCGGCCCAUCCGCGUGUUACCACUACAUUCAUUCUUCAAUUAAAUCGAGUGUGAAAACGAAUAGUCUAUUCGAGUUUAGUUUAGACAGCCUGUGACGUCACUAACCGCCAAACUAAGGGUUGUUUUCGAGGCUACGCGUCAAUACGUACCAGUGUAAUGUAAUGAGCUCUGUUGACGGCAACCUAUAGAGGAUUUUCAGCAAAAGUAAGCAUCUGAUGUCUUCACUCUCCAGUUCUUAUUUGGCCUAAAUACAUGUACUUUUGGUAGUCUAAAAUCUACGAAGAAAUGUGGGUCAACACCCCUGUAACGCCCCGACCCGCCACCUGAACGACGCCAUGACCUCCGAAACUCCUCUCGAUGCCAAAAAGAAACAGGACGCCAAAAAGGACUGCGCCAAAUUCGCAGAAGACAAAACGAAUGAACACAAAACCAUAGAAGAAGACAAAAGAAAAAGAUCCAAUGAGCUGAUGAGGCUAGUGUACGAGCUACCUGAAGAAAUAAAUAAAGAAGUGACUGAGAAUAAUAAUAUGUUAAAAGAGAACCCACCAGUCAUGAUAGUCGAGAUAACUGAACAGAAUGGUUGUGAACCGGACACAAAAUGUGAUAAUGAUUACCUUACAGAAAUAGAUUCUAGUCCAGACUUAGGCAAUAGUGUCGUAUAUGAUGUUUUAGCUACUAAUGAACUUAUAAUGCACGCUGAGGAGUAUAAAGAAGUGAUCGUAAGUUCUUCGCCUGAAUGUGCCGAUGAAGACUUGUUAGAGUUGAAAAAGUUGAUCGAAGCUAGUCCUAAAGUGUUAGAGAGGUAUAUUAGGGAAUGUGCGAAUAGUGAAGAAGUGAAUAGACUUCAUAGUUUGACGUCGACUGCGCCGCUGUCGCCGCGGCAGCAUCAGGCGAGGAGUACGUCGGUCACGUCAGACCUGUUCCAGUUGUGGCUUUCAUCGUCGCCUGUUAAGAGAUCGCGGUCUCCAAGCGGCUCAGCAGCUCAGCGGCAGCUGGAGGAGGCGGAUCUGUUCAUGGACCUGAUAAAAGACGUCGCCAACGAGUUGGAUAUUAACGUGUUAUGUCAUAAGAUCCUAGUGAACGUGUGCCUGCUAACGUCGGCAGAUCGCGGCAGUUUGUUCCUAGCCAAAGGCACGCCACCCAACCGCUAUCUUCAAGCUAAGCUGUUCGACGUCACGAGAGACACAGACCUAACCGAAGCGUUAAAUACAGCACAAUCGCAAGAGAUCAGGAUUCCCUUCGGCGUCGGAGUAGCGGGCGUAGCUGCUCAGACAAAACAUCACAUCAACAUUAGAAACGCAUACGCAGAUCCCAGGUUCAACAGUGAAAUAGACGCCCGCACCGGAUACAAGACUGAGCUCAUCCUUUGUAUGCCAAUCUGCAACUAUGAGGGAGGGGUUGUUGGCGUCGCUCAAAUUAUUAACAAAACUGAUGGCUCCAAAGAAUUUUCUCCCCGCGACGUGGAAGUGUUCCGCCGCUACCUUACCUUCUGCGGCAUCGGCAUCCAGAACGCCCAGCUCUUCGAGUCCUCGGUACUCGAGUACAAGAGGAACCAGAUACUCCUGGCGCUGGCUAGGAGCAUAUUUGAGGAGCAAAGCAACUUGGAGUGCCUGGUCACGAAGAUUAUGACUGAAGCGCGGGAUUUACUGAAGUGUGACCGGUGCGCUGUCUUCAUUUUGGAUACGGAUCAUUGUGAAUCUAGUCACUUGGAGCGCAUAGUCCAAAGACCUGGCGGCGAGCGUUCCACGACCCUCGCUCUUCCGCCACCAGCGCCCACCAGGUUCCACACACUCUUCGAACUGGGAGCCAAGCAGUCCAGAACCACAUUAACACCAAGACACGACUACCAGUCUACGUUAGCCUGCAUUGCUUUAGCGGUGGCUCAAUCCAAUAAGGCCUUAAAUAUCUCCGAAGUAUCAGAUUGGAGAAAAGAGCACGGUAUCGAGUUACAAGACCCAACGAAUGACGACGCGAAGGAUGUCAGGACGAUGCUCUGCAUGCCAAUUGUGAAUGCCAAUAAAGAUGUUAUUGGCGUGGCACAACUAAUCAAUAAGGAAAACCGUUGUCAAUUCACCGACGGCGAUAUAUCGAUAUUCGAGGCAUUCGCCAUCUUUUGCGGUCUGGGCAUCCACAACACGCAGAUGUAUGAAAACGCUUGCAAGCUGAUGGCUAAACAAAAGGUUGCGUUAGAAUGUCUGUCAUACCACGCCACAGCCUCAGCAGAAGACACCAACAAGCUCUGUCAGGAAAUUAUCCCCACUGCUGAAACCUACAAUCUUUACAGCUUUCAGUUCCAUGACUUCGACCUUUCUGACGAAGACACGUGCAGAGCGACGCUUCGAAUGUUCCUACAGUGCAACUUGGUGGAGAAGUUCCACAUACCUUAUGACGUCUUAUGUCGUUGGAUACUAAGUGUCAAAAAGAACUAUAGACCAGUAAAGUACCACAACUGGCGACACGCCUUAAACGUAGCACAGACCAUGUUCGCGAUGCUGAAGACAGGCAAGAUGGAGCGAUUCAUGUCGGACCUAGAAAUCUUAGGUUUACUAGUAGCUUGCCUAUGCCAUGACCUGGAUCAUAGAGGAACCAACAACGCGUUUCAAACGAAAACCGAAAGUCCUCUGGCGAUUUUGUAUUCGACAUCGACGAUGGAGCACCACCAUUUUGAUCAGUGCGUCAUGAUUUUGAAUAGUGAAAGCAAUAAUAUAUUUCAGGCUCUCUCCCCAUGCGAUUAUAAAGACGUAAUGCGGGUGGUAGAAACGGCCAUACUCUCAACAGACCUGGCGAUGUAUUUCAAGAAGAAGUCCAAGUUCCUGGAGCUGGUCGACGAUGGGGAGUUCGACUGGCAGAGUCAGGAGAAGAAAGAGUUACUAUGCGGCAUGAUGAUGACAGCUUGCGACGUGUCAGCCAUCGCAAAGCCUUGGGAAGUCCAGCAUAAGGUCGCAAAGCUGGUCGCUGACGAGUUUUUCGACCAGGGGGAUUUGGAGAAGUUACAGCUCAACCAGCAGCCUAUUGCUAUGAUGGACAGAGAAAAGAAAGAUGAGCUACCUCAAAUGCAAGUAGGCUUCAUCGACAUGAUCUGCCUACCGCUAUACAGGGUGCUCUCAGACACGUUCCCCUGGAUCCAGCCUCUUUACACAGGCACCCUGGAUAACCGGAACCGGUGGCAGGACCUCGCGGAGAAGGUGGAGAUGGGGCUCACGUGGAUCGAUCAUGACACUAUUGAUAAACCUAUUGAGGAGUUUACUGCUUCCAGUGAGCCAAUCAAAGACGUGGAAUUUACAGUGACUACGUUAAACUGCGCUAAGACCGCAGCCGAAACAUCUGUGGCUCUGGCCAAGCCUAUAAAGACUCCUUUCCACUCGCUAAGAAGGGGGAAGAGUGGGAAUUUUACAUCUAGGUCAGCAAGGAGCAAACUUACUAGAUCAAUGUACGCGGCGCCCAGCUACCGGGAGGAGAGGUCAAGCAUAAAGCGGCCGGAGAGCCAGCCGCCGGUGCCAGAAGAACCGGAGAAGACUAGCAAGACUAAACAAAAAGGCCGCCUGUGCCAUAUGUUGUGACGUUUAAGUUUUAACUG